GAAGAAGAAGAAGAAGAAGAAGAAGAAGAAGAAGAAGAAGAAGAAGAGUUGUGUUAAGUUAAGAAUCAUAAACAGUAGAAGAAGAAGAGGCUGCUCUGCAUUAACGGCACGUUUCUGUGGACAAGUGAACGUUCUGUGUUGUGAGUGAACAUGGACCCAGACUCAGAGUCGGUGCCGGCGGCGCAGGAGGUCGACGGCAGCGUGAUGGAGGGAGGCGGACAGAUCCUCAGAGUCGCCGCGGCGCUCAGCUGCAUCACCGGCGCCGCCGUCAACAUCAGCAAAGUCCGAGCCGGCCGGAGCUCACCGGGGCUGAGACCUCAGCACCUCAGUGGUCUGCAGCUGGUCUCAGAUCUGUGUGGUGGAGUUCUACAGGGAGCAAACAUCGGCUCCACUGACGUCCGUCUGACUCCAGGAAAGAUCCGGUCGGGAAGCUACACGGCGGACACACAGACGGCCGGGAGUGUGUGUCUGUUGCUGCAGGUCGCUCUGCCCUGUGCUCUGUUCACUGACGCCUCCUCACAGUUCUGUCUGAAGGGAGGAACCAACGCUGAGAUGGCUCCUCAGAUUGACUACACACUCAAGGUGUUUAAACCCGUCUUGGAGAAGUUUGGCGUUCAUUUUGACUGUGACAUCAGAAUGAGGGGUUACUACCCUAAAGGCGGCGGCGAGGUGUCGGUGACAGUGAAUCCUCUCAAACAGCUGCAGCCCGUCACCAUGAUUGAGCGAGGAAACAUCACAAAGAUCCACGGAAGAGCGCACGUCGCCGGAGUCCUGCCCUACAAAUUGGCGAAGGACAUGUCGGCGGCUGCGGUUCGAACCAUCAGGAAGGAAAUCAAAGAUCUGUACAUCAACAUCCAGGCGCUGCAGGAGAAGGACAAGGCCUGUGGGAGUGGCAAUGGCAUCAUAAUCAUCGCCGAGUCGUCGACAGGUUGUCUGUUCGCAGGUUCAGCUCUAGGCAAGAAAGGUGUGUAUGCAGAUAAAGUUGGUAUUGAAGCUGCUGAGAUGUUGUUGAGAAACAUCAGACACAACGGCUGCGUGGACGAGUUCCUGCAGGACCAGCUCAUCAUCUUCAUGGCGGCGGCGAAGGGAACAUCUCGGAUUCGAACGGGUGCAGUGACGCUGCACACGCAGACGGCGAUCCACGUCGCAGAGCAGCUCACUGAGGCAAAGUUCACGAUCACAAAGUGUGAAGACGAACUGAGCAGCAGCGUCACCUUCAUCAUAGAGUGUCAGGGGUCAGGGGUCGACAACCUCAACCUGUAGACACACACACUCACUCACACUCUCAGCCCACGUCUCUGCUCGGACUCGUUGCAGCUGGUGUCUGACCACCGACCCUCGUGUCUGACCGCCGACCCCCGUGCCUGACCGCCGACCCUCGUAUCUGAACUUCAACCCUCUCAGCUUCUGUUGCGCAGGGUUUUUCCUUAAAAACUGUAUAAAAAAUAAAUAAAUAAAUAUACGUUUUCCAACGUU
Molecule: messenger RNA, 1476 nt
Organism: Scophthalmus maximus (turbot)
Lineage: Eukaryota; Metazoa; Chordata; Actinopteri; Pleuronectiformes; Scophthalmidae
Gene: rtca
Product: RNA 3'-terminal phosphate cyclase
Exons: 11
Coding region: 151-1263 (370 amino acids)
Biological process (GO): RNA processing
Cellular component (GO): nucleus
Molecular function (GO): RNA-3'-phosphate cyclase activity
Source: RefSeq, a predicted model, not a curated record